Messenger RNA from Westerdykella ornata, 1974 nucleotides. RefSeq lists its product as uncharacterized. Bases 210 to 1676 code for a protein of 488 amino acids. Gene Ontology annotation, molecular function: zinc ion binding; DNA-binding transcription activator activity, RNA polymerase II-specific. Gene Ontology annotation, biological process: regulation of transcription by RNA polymerase II. Lineage: Eukaryota; Fungi; Ascomycota; Dothideomycetes; Pleosporales; Sporormiaceae. The transcript is spliced from 2 exons. The record is from RefSeq and is a predicted model, not a curated record.
GAGCUCGGCCAGGCACAGCCGCCGAGUUGUCAGGGCGAAGGGGAGAGCAAGAUGUCGUACUGCGACAACUUUUAUUCGCGCCUUGUCCUGCUUCAAUUGUUUGGGCGUUGGAAGUGUUCGAAUCCUGCCAACGUUGGAUUCCUUGGCCAAGUGCUGUUCGUCCAUUCAUUCUCGGCCAAGUCAGACAACUCUGGACUCAUCCGACAACCAUGGCGGGUGCGAAGCGUGCUCCCCACAGCAAAACGAGACUCGGUUGCGGCGCCUGUAAGAAAAGGCGGAUAAAGUGCGACGGCAGACAUCCUGUAUGCGCAAACUGUGAAAGAAGAGCUCUGGAUUGCAGUUUCCUACUCCUGGUCCCUACAUCCAGACUUCCCUCCACAGCUCUAACGACCACGUCAUCUUCCACUUCGUCAGUGAACUCAACCCCCUACACCGUAGGAGUCUUCAAGAGCACUGCGUCAUCCCUAACAUCCACCCUGGAGUCUUUCCACAUCACCCCUUCCAACGCUACUUCUCCGUCCUCCAGACCGUCACCCUCGCCCUCACAACAAAGUCUCCCCAGCACAGAUCCCUGGUCUCAAUGUCGCGCCAGCCUCGAACCCUUCCAACGUGUCCUCCUCGACCGCUACCUCUCCAGCACGUGCCGUACCCUCGCCACCGACGAGGAGGAGCAAGACGUCUGGCAAAACAUCAUCCCCAGCAUGGCCUCGCGACACAGGUUCCUCAUCUACGGCGUCCUCUCCGUCGCCUCCCUGGACCUGGCUAGACUCCCCGAACGCCAACACGAGAGAGAUAACCUGUACCGGAUCGCGGCUGACCAGAUGAACCGCGCCAUCUCGCUAUUCCGCGUCGCUUUGGAGGAUAUCAACGAGAGCAAUGCCGCCGCGCUGUUCGCCCAUUCCACUCUUACGGCUGUGUACUUCUUCCGAACGUCCGCCCUCGAUAUGUCGGAAGCGAGAGCCACGGUGCCCUCGGAAGGGAUCAGUGAACCCCCCGUCCACGUAAUCGACGAAAUGCUCCACUCGUUCGUCCGGACCGUCUGGGGACUUCGCGGCGCGCUAACGGUCCUCAAACCAGGCUGGAACUGGGUCAUAGGAGGGGAGCUUUCGCCAAUCUGUACACGCGAAUGGUGGCCCAAGCAUCGAAUACCGCAGACAGAGCGGGCGAAGGAAGAAGAUGCGCGGCUGGCGGAGCUGGAAAAGCUGUGGGUGUCAAGCCAGGAUGGAGAAUGGCAAUGUCAAAAGGAUCCACUCCUGCAAGGGCAUAGUUACGACCCCCAGGUGAAAAGCCUACUCUCCAAGGCGCUGGAGUCGCUGCGGAAUACAUACACGCUGGUCUCGCUAUUAACGGACCCAUUGUCCAACUGGCCUUCGAAAACCGAGAUUCCCUAUCUGGUCGACGACACCACCGUAGGCAUGCUCAAAGAUCGCGCGACCAUUUUCACCUGGCCUGUCGGGCUCGCACCGGAGUUCAUUUCGCUGGCACAACAGAAGAUGCCGGAAGUGUUGGUCAUAGUUGCACACUAUGCCGUGCUGCUUGGGAGGGUGAGGGGUAUCUGGUGGAUCGAGGGUUUGGGGACGAAUACGGUGUGGGCAGUGGCCAAAGCUCUGGGGAGGGAGAAGUGGCAUCUUGUGCAGUGGCCUGCACAGGCAUUGGGGUUGGAUCUUGAAAGUUGAGAGGGGUGAUGGGACAUGCUGCGGCGGGUCGACGUAUGUCCGCGAGAGUAGAAACGGUUCCGAGCCAAGAAGACUUCGUUGAGCUGUUGCAACUAAGUGCUAUAUAGCAGUUGAAGGCUACAGGGCGCUGUCCAUCUGGCAGCACCUCAAGCCCUGGUAAGGAGUAGAUGCGACUGGAUUCAUUCCACACUUAGGAGAAAUAUUGGCAGGCUCCUAAGCUUGUUGGACUAUUUUACUGCCGAAUAUGCCUCUGCAUUAUAUUUAUGAUAGCAAUCCGUAGAAGAAAGGCUGAGUUGUG